AUGAAAUGCCUUCCAUCGUCCAAACUCCCACUAGCAAGCGGCAACGUUCUCCAUGACUGGCACGCUGAGAUCCUCGCCAUUCGCGCUUUCAACAGCUUCCUUGUCCAAGAAUGUGCAGGCCUCUUGGCCAGUGCCUCGACUUCUACAGCAUUUAUCCGGCGGCGAAAGGAGGCUGAAAUGAGUUCUACUCUCUUCCAACCGUUCGCCAUCAAGGACGAUGUGGGGAUACACAUGUACUGCUCCGAAGCACCCUGCGGCGAUGCUAGUAUGGAGCUCACUAUGGACGCGCAAGACGAUGCAACACCAUGGGAUGUCCCCUUAUCCCCUGCUUCCGUUGCUUGUCCCGAAUCCCGCGUUUCUGCGGCACCCGAACUACGUGGGCGAGGCUACUUCUCGGAACUAGGGAUUGUCCGCCGUAAACCCUCACGGCCAGAUGCGCCGCCCACGCUCAGUAAGUCCUGCACUGAUAAGCUUGCCCUGAAGCAAUGCACGGGCUUGCUUUCGUGCUUGACUUCGCUGCUGCUUGUGCCUACAACAGCCUAUCUACACACCUUGGUUCUGCCGGCAUCACAACACGUCUCAGCGGCUACUGAGCGGGCAUUCGGGCCCAAAGGUCGCAUGAACGCCUUAUCGCUCAGCCUUGCUGAGAGGUGGAAGGGUGGGUAUAAGUACACGCCAUUCGAAGUGAAGACGACAAGCAAAGAGUUCGAGUGGUCAAGGAGAAGUGGGACGGCGGCGCAGAAGAUGGUAGCUUGCAAUCUAUCCGCGGUAUAUACACCGAAAUGGCAGGAGACUCUUAUUGGAGGCGUGCUACAGGGGAGAAAGCAGUUUGAUCCCAAAGGUGCCAGCCGGAUAUCCAGGCGCAGUGUGUGGAUGGCUGUUGCGGACAUAUCGGCGAUGUUGGCGAUGCCAGCGCUGGUGCGAGCAACAAGGAAGAGGAGAUACGCAGAAGUCAAGGACGAUGGAUUGCAGACGGAUAGGCGGAUGGUGAUCAAUGAUGCCAAGGGCGUGGCGCUGAAGGGCUGGGUAGAAAACGCUGGGGAUGACAUGUUUGCGUUGGAUGACGGGUCAAAAGUGUGA
This is a messenger RNA of Coniosporium apollinis CBS 100218, 1080 nucleotides long. RefSeq lists its product as uncharacterized. Gene Ontology annotation, molecular function: RNA binding; tRNA-specific adenosine-37 deaminase activity. The coding region runs from base 1 to 1080 and encodes 359 amino acids. The record is from RefSeq and is a predicted model, not a curated record. The transcript has a single exon. Gene Ontology annotation, biological process: tRNA wobble adenosine to inosine editing. NCBI's taxonomy places the organism in Eukaryota, Fungi, Ascomycota, Dothideomycetes.